AUGGCCCCCGCCGGGCGUCCGACGAGGCUGCUCUGCAUCGUCCCCAUCUCCACGACACGCAUGACGGACGACCUCCGUCGCGCCUACGGCUCACCAUCACCGUCAUCGUCGCCGUCAUCGUCUCCCGGCCUCGAGAUAUCCUUUCUCGACGGCCGCGGCCUCGCCGACUGCCCGCCCUGCAUCGAGAACGCCGCCCAGGCCGAGCAGUCGACGCGCGCCAUGCUCCCGCGCGUCAUCGCGCACAUCGCCGCCCAUGAGCCCCCCGACGGCGUGCUGGUCUGCUGCUUCUCGGACCACCCGCUCGUCCACGCCCUGCGCGAGCUGUUCGGCGCCGGCACCGGCACCGUCGGCUUCGGCGUCGUCCCCUUCGUCACGGGCAUCUUCCACGCCGCGCUGCGGGAGGCGACGGAAGCCGGCGGGCGGUUCGGCAUCGUCACCACGUCGCGGGCAUGGGGCCCGCCGUUGACUGCCUCCGUCGCAGAUCUCGGGUUCGGCGGGGCCUCGGCCGGCGUGGCGCCGACGGGGCUCGGGCCUCUUGAGCUGGAGAGUCUAGAGCGGCAUGUCGUCGUCGAUCGGAUCGUGGCGUGCGCAAGGCCGUUGAUCGACGACGAGGCGACGAGCAUCAUCCUCGGCUGCGCCGGCAUGACGGCUCUGGAAGGGGACAUCUUGCGAGCCCUCCCGCCGGACAUCCGGACUGUCGACGGGGUCCGGGCCGGGAUCGACUUGUUGUCACGGCUCGUCGGGGAGACAAAGGCUACACUGGAAACGGGAGCAGUAUCACGGACGGAGGACGUGAAGAUGAAGAGCAUAUGCGCCGUUCAAAGCACCGAGGUAACGAGCAACAGCGAGCAGGUCCUCUGCUGA
Molecule: messenger RNA, 864 nt
Organism: Colletotrichum higginsianum IMI 349063
Lineage: Eukaryota; Fungi; Ascomycota; Sordariomycetes; Glomerellales; Glomerellaceae
Product: Asp/Glu/Hydantoin racemase
Exons: 1
Coding region: 1-864 (287 amino acids)
Source: RefSeq, a predicted model, not a curated record